GUUACGUGUUGUGGGAGACCCCCACGGAGAGAUGUUUGGAAAGCUUGCCAAAAGCAACAACGAAUAAGCAACUCAUGUGACUUGGACGUCGAGAUCAUGUCAUUACCCCUUUCACUUUGCCAUAAUAGAAGGACAGCUCCGUUGUUGUAAGACUCGAAGUUGCAAACAAGUCUCUGUUUUGGACCCCAAACUUAUUUACACCAUUUGUUCUGUCGAGACUUCGGAGUCGAGCCAAUCAUCAUGAUCAUCACGCGGUCCCAGCCUACGGCUGACUCGCCAUCAACUGUUCGGCUCCAUUACCCCCAGGCAGAGGCAGCAACUCAGGUUGUCGACCCUGGCAAAGUUCUCGUGUCUUUCCUCGUCUCUCCGAUCAACCCACAAGACUUGUUGGUCAUUGCGGGUCGAUAUCCCGUGAAACCAUCUUACACCCACGAUGGCGAGCCGAUCUUAGGUUACGAUGGCGUCGCGCGAGUUGAGGCCGUAGGAGCCGAAUCCCCGUCCUCCACGACCCCGGCCUCAACGCUACGGCCCGGCGAUCUCGUCAUCCCGCGCCGCCAUGGUCUAGGAACUUGGCGAAGCCAGACUACUCUCAACUCUGUCGAUGUGAUCCGCCUUUCGCCUACCGAAGAUCUUGUUGGCGCAUCGCUCCUUCGGAUGGCUUUUUUGCCUGCCUACCUUCUCGUCGAGGACGUGAAAGCACUGAAGCCUGGCGACUGGAUUGUCCAAAACGUAGGAUCCGGGACUAUUGCGCGAUUGGUGUCUCAAUUUGCGCGCAUCAAGGGGGUCCAUACUAUCAGCAUCGUACGCGACCGCAGUCCGGACUCUUUGGAAGCCCUAAAGGCCGACUUGUUGAACGAGGGGGCUGAAGCUGUCCUUACCGAGUCUGACCUUCAAGCACGAGGUGCCGGUGCGCAUCCUGCUCUCGCCGACGCAGCGGGCCGCAACCGCGUGGCGCUAGCCAUCGAUGGCGUCUUCGGGAAUCCUGGAGAGCGACUCGCGUCUUUGCUUUCACAUGGAGGGACCUAUGUUAACUAUGGAUCUCUUGGCGGGGCGGAUGGGGUUGUGUGUCUUUCGCAGCGCCUCUUGUUCUGGUCUGAAAUCAAGUUCCGCAACUUUCGUCUUUCUGAGCAACUCAGUCAGCGGACGCCCGCGCAACUGGAGUCUCUCCUGCUUUGGUUUCAGCAUCUACUGGCCCAAGGUGCCCUGGUGACACCUAAUGUACAGGCAAUCCAAGUCCCGGUGUCGACUGAGGGAAGGAAUGACUUCGAGCAGAGCUUCAAUGCUGCCGUAUCUCUUGGUCCUGGAGAGGGCAUAGGAAACUUGAAGCGCGUGCUGAAGUUUACCCAUAGUUUGUAGAGAACUUGAACCAGGUGUACAAAUCGAC
This is a messenger RNA of Colletotrichum godetiae, 1384 nucleotides long. RefSeq lists its product as uncharacterized. Gene Ontology annotation, cellular component: mitochondrion. Lineage: Eukaryota; Fungi; Ascomycota; Sordariomycetes; Glomerellales; Glomerellaceae. The transcript has a single exon. The coding region runs from base 241 to 1356 and encodes 371 amino acids. The record is from RefSeq and is a predicted model, not a curated record. Gene Ontology annotation, molecular function: trans-2-enoyl-CoA reductase (NADPH) activity. Gene Ontology annotation, biological process: fatty acid metabolic process.